AUGUCAAUAACUAAAGGUGUCAACAACUUUUUGUGUAACAGAAGCCAAAUUCCUGGAUCCUGGGGGAUAGAAUUUCCGGAAGCAAUCGCCUUCGCCGUAGAUGCCGUGAACAGAGACCCCAACCUUCUUCCAAACUUGACUCUGGGAUUUUACGUUCUGGAUGACUGCUACUCUAGGAUAUUAUCCCUGGGGCAAUCGUUGUCGUUCUUGCCUCGGAGUGGACACACUGAGAGCAGGUUUGAUAACUCUACGUGUUCUGGUACGAGUUGUCCCCUUGAUGACGUGAUCAAAUAUCGCAGAGUUGUCGGGGUUUUGGCGCCAAUGCUGAGCUCGUCGGCGGUUCCGGUGUCCUACUUGUACACCACAGCUCGACUUCCGGUUGUGGGCUACUCAACGUCAACGGAUGAGCUGAGUGACAAGACCCUGCACCCAAACUUCCUCAGGGUCAUCAGCCCGGAUAAGUAUCAGGCGCUAGCCAUGCUUACGUUCAUAAAAAACAACGGCUGGUCGUAUGUCUCCAUAGUCUACUCCCAAGGUCCGUACGGCGAGCGUGCCUUCGACACGAUCAAGUCUUCUGCUGCCAGCUUCAACAUCUGUCUGGCAGUGACGCACCGGGUCCUGGACAGCGAGGAAAUGGAGCCUGUGGCGAGGUCCAUCUUAAGUUUUCCCCGAGCUCGCGCGGUCAUUCUUUUUUCGGACGUGGGUCCGACUUUAAGACUAUUGGACUACAUCGACAAGCUCAACGCAACUGGACACUUCAUAUGGAUUACCAGUGACUCUGCCACACUUACCGCUAAGGAGGAGUUUUUGCCGUAUAAGAAUCUUGUCAUCGUGCGGAAACGUGUAAUCUGA
Biomphalaria glabrata is the source of this 852-nucleotide messenger RNA. Its product is annotated as metabotropic glutamate receptor 8-like. Lineage: Eukaryota; Metazoa; Mollusca; Gastropoda; Planorbidae. The record is from RefSeq and is a predicted model, not a curated record. Gene Ontology annotation, biological process: G protein-coupled glutamate receptor signaling pathway; regulation of synaptic transmission, glutamatergic. Gene Ontology annotation, molecular function: group II metabotropic glutamate receptor activity. Gene Ontology annotation, cellular component: membrane. The transcript has 2 exons. The coding region runs from base 1 to 852 and encodes 283 amino acids.